Molecule: messenger RNA, 1089 nt
Organism: Paramecium pentaurelia
Lineage: Eukaryota; Ciliophora; Oligohymenophorea; Peniculida; Parameciidae
Source: the annotation of a GenBank genome assembly
AUGUCAACAUCAUCAGAUUUCUAGCCUCCUUCUCCAAGUCUCUCGCCUAGUUCAUAAAUAAAAUGUUAUCAAGAACAAUUAGAAAAAGCUCAUUCAAUGAUUGAUUAUUUGGAAGUGAUGCUUGCAGAGAAGUAAGCAUUGAAGGAGAAUUUUAAUUCUUUUAAUAUACCUAAGACUAAGUCUCACAUGAAAAAACAAAGUCUUUGUUUGGAUAAUAUUCCUCAAUCAAUUUAAAUACAAUAAUUUGUUACUCCCAGAGAAACAAAUCAAUAAAUGAGAUUCUCAUCUGCUAAUAUGCCUAGUUAUAUUUCUGAAUUACAAUAAAAACAUUAAGAAAUUCUAUCAUCAAAUAAAGAGAAAUCUACUGUUAAAAAACUUUAGAUCUAAGAAAUAUAAGAAAAAGUAUAAGAUCUUUAAGAUGAAAUUCUUAUUUGUAAAGAAAGAUAAAAAGGUACUGAAUUAGCAAGAGGAUAAGCAGAAGAAGUUCUUGGAUAAAUUGAUGAUGAAAUUCUACUUGCAAAAUAAAAGUUAAAAUAAGUAAAAUCAUAAGGAGAAUAAAUAUAUGAUAGUAUGAUGAAAUUAGAAGAUUAAGAACAUGAUAAAAAAUAUUAUAUGGGUAGAACUUCUACAUUAAAGAGAAAAAGAAGUGAAAUCUAACCACCAAAUCAAAUCAAGAACUAAUUAAAUUAAUUAAAAAAUGAAAUUGAUUAACUCAAAUAAUCCAAAAAAGAAAAAGAGGAAUUUUAUUCUUAAAAAAUUAGAGAAAUAGAACAUUAAUUAGAUUAAAGGAAAACAAAUGAAUCAGUACAUGAUGAUUAACUUAAUGCUUCAUUAAGUCCUGAUAGACAAAAAGUAAGAGUAUAUAGAGGAAAGCAAGCAUUAUUGCAGGUAAUUUCUUUAUCUAUAUUAUAGCUUACACUCAAUUCUGAUUCUUGCUCAAGGUCUUAUGCAUUAAGAAAAUCUUAAGAAAAUAAAUUAAAUUCAGCAUUUGAUUUCAAAUAAUUUGAUGAACAUGAAAAUGUUUCAAUAGAUUCUUUCAAGAAUAAAGAUAAAAAGAAUAGAACAUGUGAUCCAUGUACUAUCUUUUGA